GUUCUAGACUUCCUUCUCGUUACUUUCGGCAUUCAUGGUGUUGAUCUUCAAAAUGGACCUUUGGUUUCGCUUCCCGGUGUCUUUUGGCAUUCUUUUCCUAUAAGUUCUAGACUUCCUUCUCGUUACUUCGGCGUUCAUAGUGUUGAUCUUCAAAAUGAACUUUCGGUUUCGCUUCCUGGUGUUUCUUGGCGUUCUUUUCCUAUAAGUAUUCUUGGGGGAGUUCUAGACUUCCUUCUCAUUACUUUCGGUGUUUAUAGUGUUGAUUUUCAGAAUAGACCUUCGUGUAGAUUUUGGAUAGAAUUGCUGUUGAAGUUGCCGCCAGAAUUGCUGUUGGAGCCAUCGUUGGUCGCUAUUGAAGUUGCUGCCGAAAUUGAUGCCGAAAAUGGUUAG
Molecule: messenger RNA, 390 nt
Organism: Ambispora leptoticha
Lineage: Eukaryota; Fungi; Glomeromycota; Glomeromycetes; Archaeosporales; Ambisporaceae
Source: the annotation of a GenBank genome assembly